AUGUGGGCAUCUGAACUUGGAAUGUAUGAACUAUCCCUUUACCACCCAUCGUGCGACGUCUACGCUUACCGGCCACCAUCCCGCAAUGGCCGGCUCGGAAAGCGAACAUCGAUGUCGGAACAGCCGAAACUGACGCCAGAACCAGGCCGAUAUGCGCCGAAUUGCUGCACCAAUAACUUCAAGGACUCCGACGAGUUCCACUCGAUGACCUCUCAGAUCACGACUCUGCAAGACCAGGUCAAUAAUCUGUUCACUAAUCUCAACGAGCUCCGGGCUCGGCCCGCCUUUGAGUCUCCAUCGUUUGAUCAUCUCUCUCGCGAUGGCUCCCAGUCGGUCUUCACCCCGAUGCCCGCGACCAUGCCGAAGACACGAUCCCGUCACCCACGAUUUCAGGGCCCCACCAGCUCGGCAUUCAACUUCGAUGUUGCCAAGUCUAGCUUGCAGAGUAUGGGUAUCACCCAGGGAGAAGACGGGAUUCCCGAUGACUUGACAACGGCGCAUGUCACGCCGGCGGGAUCUCCGCCUCCUCACAUGGGCUCACUUGUGCCGGCGAUCCAUCCGACUAAGGAUCCAAUCUGGACUAUCCGUCGAGAAGAAGCUGUGCGUCUAUGCAAGGUGUACGAAGAAGAGAUUGGGAUUAUGUAUCCCGUGGUGGAUAUUACCACUGUGACUAAUCAGGCUAAUUUGUUGUACACUUUCAUGGAAGCUGCCACGCGGACUGGAUUUGCUCAGAGAGGACUCCCAGGCGCUGACAGUCUUCAGGAUGAUAGUACUAUUUUAUUAAAGUUGAUUCUGGCUACUACGCUGGUCGUGGAAGCGGGUGGUCAAAGUGAGCUCGGCCAGAGACUUUUUCUGAGUAUUAAGCCGGUGAUCGAGUCGAAGUUGUGGGAGCCGCAUGAUAUCAGAAAUAUCCAGCUCUUUGCGAUUGUGGCCACUUAUCAUUUCCAUACUGAUGACGAUGCUAUGGCCUAUCGGUUGAUCGGAUUGGCUGCACGCAUGUGUCUCGAGAUGGGUCUGCACCGUAAGGAUGCUUUGAUGAAGUCUUUCCCUCUUGAGACCCAGUGGAACGAGAUCACUCGAAUCUUCUGGACUGUAUACAGCCUGGAUAGGCGAUGGAGUCUAGGCACGGGCUUGCCCUUUGUAAUUCAAGACGAAGAUAUCGAUCCUAAUCUACCCGAACCGGAUUCGUCUUUGCUUUAUCUCCGUUGCAUGAUUUCUUACAACCGAAUCAGUUCUAAGAUCUGGUAUUCUGGCCUUGGCUCAGAAGGCACCACCGAUAUACGACGCGACGAGAUUGGAUAUUUGGAUUACCAAGUUCUGCAAUGGUACAAACAGGUACCAGACGAACUCAAAUUCUAUCCCGUGGAGUCGCCCAAGAACGGCGAGCCUGCAAGUCGGGGAAUGCGGCGUCUCCGCAUCCUGUUAUAUCUACGCAUGAACCAGCUACGCAUCCUCAUCUAUCGCCCUGUCCUCCACUCAGCCGCAAGUAUCGUUGAGGACCGUGGCCAUGCACAGACCGUGGUUGAUGUUGCCAAGGACACUGUCCGGGUACUCACCCGCCUCAACCAAAUGUCUGAUAUCUACCGCACUCAGCAGAUCACGUUCAACUAUUUCCUUGUCGCUGCUCUGGCCGUCCUCUUCCUUGCAGUGUGCCAUGCCCCGGCCGAAUUCAACCGACAAGUGCGCGACGAGUUCUACAUGGCGCUCGAUCUAAUCAAUGGCUUCAGCACCAAGUCAUAUGUAUCGAAGCGAUUGUGGAAGACUAUUAAGGGGCUCCGCGAGAUCGGCGAGAAAUUGGGCGUUCUAGCCCGACCCUUUGGAAACAACUCGAAUGACCCUCACUCAAGUGCAGCCGUUGCCAUGGCUGGUCUUGCAGGGCACUCAAUUGACGACUUAUCUGCUUACGGCCCGAUGAAUGGAGUAAAUGAACUUGGCAAUAGUCCCUUAAAUGGACUACAGAUGAGCCACGAGCUCACGAAUUUGUUUGAGGCGGUCGGGUCAUUUGGAAGCUUUAUGCCCCCGACGAGUGGUGCUGAUGGCAUGAAUGGGUUUGUUGGUGACGAUGGCGAGAUCCAGAAUACUGGAGAGGGACUCUCUGGUAUCCUGGGCGGCGAGGAGGAAUUUUCUCGCAUCAUCCGUGGCUUGUUUUGA
This is a messenger RNA of Penicillium waksmanii, 2151 nucleotides long. RefSeq names its product transcription factor domain-containing protein. Gene Ontology annotation, biological process: positive regulation of transcription from RNA polymerase II promoter by galactose; DNA-templated transcription. Bases 1 to 2151 code for a protein of 716 amino acids. The transcript has 4 exons. NCBI's taxonomy places the organism in Eukaryota, Fungi, Ascomycota, Eurotiomycetes, Eurotiales, Aspergillaceae. Gene Ontology annotation, cellular component: nucleus. The record is from RefSeq and is a predicted model, not a curated record. Gene Ontology annotation, molecular function: zinc ion binding; DNA-binding transcription factor activity, RNA polymerase II-specific; RNA polymerase II cis-regulatory region sequence-specific DNA binding.